Messenger RNA from Drepanopeziza brunnea f. sp. 'multigermtubi' MB_m1, 861 nucleotides. RefSeq lists its product as uncharacterized. The record is from RefSeq and is a predicted model, not a curated record. Lineage: Eukaryota; Fungi; Ascomycota; Leotiomycetes; Helotiales; Drepanopezizaceae.
AUGCUCCCAACAUCGCUCCUAAUGCUCACCGCGAGCCUUGUUACGCCCAUCAUUGCGGCGACCGCGCCAUCUUGCGUCGCAGGCCCGGAUGCGACAGGCUACGCAGCGCAAAAGCUGCCCUACCUGUACAACAACCUUUGCAAAGAGCUGUCUACAGCGAACUUUGGCACCAGGGAGAAGCUCUAUGACGCGCCAGUGAUCGCAUUGAGCUUUAGUGCCCGCUCAGUAGGAGAAUGCUCUCUCGCGAGCUGUCUCAUUGGCUUCAAAACGCUGGUUGAUGGCUGCGACAGAGAUGACAAGUCCAUCUGGGGCAGCGGCAGCUUUGAGUCCAGCUGCGGCGUCUUCUCCUUCUCGGUCUGGGCACCCGAGGCGACAGCCUCUCUCGGGAAGCCCCGGGCGACACUCACCGCGGCGACGAUGAAGACUUACGACAUCGCUUCCCUGCUGGCGUCAACAUCCACCUCUCGGCAAGCAUCGACAUCCAGCUCCCGGUCGAAACCGACGUCCUCCGCCUCAAGGUCCAGCUCCCGCCCAAGCAGUACCCCGUCCCCGACAUCAACAUCGUCCUCCGCACGCAUGACUUCGUAUUCAGCGCAGCCCCCGACCACCACCACGCACGCCACCCUGACGAGUACCUAUGCUAAGUCGAACUCGACCUCGGGCCUCGCAGGCUACAACUCGACCGCGAGCGCGACCUCGACCUACAUCGGCGUCAUGGGAACCGGCAGCCAGACUGUGCCGGGGACGAAGCCCGACGUCGGCGACGGCACCGCGAACGUGGCGAAGAGCGGCGCGGGCAUGAUCCGCGUCAGCGGACUGAGCCUGGUCGCGGUCGCUAGUGUGUUUGGCGUCUUCCUCUAG